UUAAUAUUGAAUGAAGCUAAAUUUAGAGGUGGGGUGGGUGUGGGAAACAUUAUCUUGAGUCGUUAGUUUGUCUUGAGCUGUUGCUGUUGCUGUUGUUGUAAAAUUCAGUCUACAAGUGGCAACUGUUGCUAAGGGUCCCAUUACCUGAGUAACCAGCGACUGUUUACUCCGGUCUAGUAGGUUUGCAGCGCGACAGACUGAACUGCAGACAGACAGAAGUGUUUUCAUUCACAGGCCCUCGGUCUGUUGGUUUGCCGUUUGUCUGGGCCGUGCAGUUGGACUACAAGGUUGAGCACACAUGGUGGAAAAGAGUGGAUGAGUUGAUCUGGAUGUUCAUGUGUGUGAUGCCGGCGUUGCAGCAUAUUCUGACAAAAUACAACCCACCUUCCUCACAGAAAAGUGAGGGCCAAGGAGAGGACACAAGGCUGGAGAAGAAACAAGAUGAAGGAGUGGAGAAAGAGGAAGUGGAGGUUCCCUGCCACGACAACCAGCCCUCAGAGAGCAAAGUGCUAAAAGAGGUGUCUUUGCCACUUGGCCACAGUGUCACGCAGGGUGUGAUACCAGAAUGUGGACUGGAGAAGGUCCAGAGAGAGGAGAUCCAGACUCUGCAAGAGAGAAAGAGGAUUUCCUACAUGAAUGUCAACCAAGAGAGCCGAGUCCAAAGGUCAGGUGUGUGUGUGGUGAAGCAAUAUCUCCGCAGGGGUGUGUUGACCAAGGACAGAGAGCGACAUAUAGAUGAGCCGCGGGGUCCAGGACUUUUCUAUUUCUUUGGUGGAGCCAAUGGGGCUGAAAUAGUGAGCAGUUACCUUGAAAACAAGGGGUGGAGGAGGAUUUACAACAAGCACAGGGAGGAUUUCAAAAUCAAAUGGUGUGAAACUAAGUCACCAGUCAACUACUGCAACUUCAGAGAAGGUGAACAGUUGAUGUACCAGAUUCCUAACAACAAGGUGCUCACCUCCAAGAUUGGCCUCCUCAGCAGUCUGCGAGAGUACGAGCGAGUCAGCAGCAAAGUCAACCAUGGCCGAGGGCUGAGGAGGCUGAAGAUGGAGGACUUCAUUCCCACCACCUUCCGCAUGGAUGUGAAGGAGGAGAGGGAUGCUUUCUUUGGUGUGAGAUACAACGAAAGUCACAUGUGGAUCUGUAAACCCACGGGUCUGAACCAGGGCAGAGGGAUCUUUCUGCUGAAAAGCCAGGAGGAUUUAACUGCGUUCAGACUGAAGCUGCAGAACAUGGAGGAAAACCAGGCCAACAGGAGGAUGCAACACUGCCAACGCCAGGCUCGCAUUGUCCAGCAUUACAUUCAGAGCCCGCUUCUCCUGAAAGGGAAGAAGUUUGAUGUCCGCUCUUACAUGCUGAUCGCCUGCACUGCACCGUUCAUGGUCUUCUUUCACCAUGGUUAUGUGCGACUGACCUGUGACCUCUACGACCCUAAGUCCGACAAUCUGUCUGCCCACCUGACCAAUCAGUACAUGCAGAAGAAGAACCCUCUGUACAGUGAGCUGAAGGAGGACACUGUGUGGUCCAUGGAGAACUUCAACACCUACGUCAAUGAGCGGUUUCAGGUUGCUAAGGCUCUGCCCAGGGACUGGGUGCUGGGUGUCUUUGCAAAGCGAAUGCAGCGAAUUAUGACGCAGUGUUUCUUCGCAGUCAAAUCCAAGUUAGACUGCCGACUGGGCUUCUUUGACUUGAUUGGCUGCGACUUCAUGGUUGAUGAGGACUUCAAGGUGUGGCUGUUAGAAAUGAACUGUAAUCCAGCUCUGCAUACAAACUGUGAGGUGCUGAAGCAGGUGAUACCUCAAACUGUGGUGGAGACUCUUGAUUUGACUCUGGAGAUCUUCAACAAGUGUCGUCUCAGGCAGAGAAUCUUCCCUUUGGCCAAUCAGAGGGACUUUGUUCUGCUCUACAAUGGAAAUGUUCCUUACGAUUCAGUGCUGACCUGCAACAAGAACAAAACCAGCAGUGAAUUACUUGGUAAAACCACAAACAAGACACUAAAAAAGACUAAAGCCAGGAGGUGCAAGUCAGUAAUUGAUGUGUUUGAUGAUGACUGUUUGAACGUGUCAGUGAGUGGUGAUGAAGCACAGAUGAGUUCAAAGACUGGCCACCAUCCAAACUCCUCCUCUUCAGUGCUCUUUCUAAACUCAUCACCAGUGCAGAAACCCAUCAACAUCCAGCAGACUGUCAGGAGCAAGAGCCACAGGCCGCGGGUCCAACUACAGCUGAGCAAAUGUAUUGUGCAUCACCAUUUGAAAUCUGCAGGGGACAUGAAGCAUCCAAAGACACGGGUCAUCAUGGCACUGUCAUCAUCUUCACAGCUGAGGAAGGGGAUCUCUGUCUGUGGCUCUCUGCAGACAGGACUUCCUGUGCGUGAGGAUCCUGCUGAUCAGGACUUCAGAGAGGAGACAAAGAGUUUAGUGAAUGAAAGAGAAGUGGAACUGUGAUGAAAGUACACAAACAUCUGUGGUCUAAAAAUAAAUCGACAUGUCAGACACCUGGUACUGCAUUAUUCUCAAAGAAAUGCCAACACAAUCCAUGUCUAACAUGACAAUAAGGAAUCUAUUUAUCUCCUUAGUGUUGAUAAGAAGUGACAAAUAAGUUUGUAAAUAAUAAACUUCAGUUUAAAUUGG
This is a messenger RNA of Solea senegalensis (Senegalese sole), 2627 nucleotides long. RefSeq names its product tubulin tyrosine ligase-like family, member 10 (gene ttll10). The coding region runs from base 330 to 2441 and encodes 703 amino acids. Gene Ontology annotation, biological process: protein modification process. The record is from RefSeq and is a predicted model, not a curated record. The transcript has 13 exons. Lineage: Eukaryota; Metazoa; Chordata; Actinopteri; Pleuronectiformes; Soleidae.